Alnus glutinosa is the source of this 1500-nucleotide messenger RNA. RefSeq lists its product as uncharacterized. The record is from RefSeq and is a predicted model, not a curated record. The transcript is spliced from 7 exons. Lineage: Eukaryota; Viridiplantae; Streptophyta; Magnoliopsida; Fagales; Betulaceae. The coding region runs from base 1 to 1500 and encodes 499 amino acids.
AUGGGAAUACUGCCUUUUUCCAUAAUUUCGGUUAAAGCCAUAAAUUCCUAUAACCUAAUUAAAGUUUUGAAGGAUAAGGAGGGGAAUAGAGUGACUGAUAUGCAGCAUAUAAAGGAGGUAGCCUUUGGUUUCUACCAGAAUUUUCUUGGUAAAACUUCUCAUGAGUUUAACCAAGUAAAAGCUGAUCGGGUGUCCAGUUUAUUCAAGAGAAAGUUUUCUCCCUCUUGUGUGGCUGGAAUGCAAGCAAGGGUUACUAAAUCUGAAAUUCAGAAAGUGAUCUUCUCCAUGAACAAAAACAAAGCACCUUGGCUGGAUGGAUUCUCUGUAGGGUUCUUCCAAAAAGCUUGGUCAGUUGUGGGGGAGGAGGUCCGUGAUGCUAUUCUGGAAUUCUUCACCUCGAGUAGGCUUCUUAAGGAAGCAAAUGCUACUAUUUUGACUUUGGUUCCAAAGAAAAAGAAUCCAGCUUCAAUGGAAGUCAUUAGCUCUAAUGAAGGAGCUUUUAUUCCAAGGAGAAGCAUUGCUAAGAAUAUUUUACUUGCUCAAGAGCUAGUGUGCAACUAUCAUAGAGAGCAAGCUUGGAUUAGGGAAUGCAUAACUAGUCCUAGCUUCUCUCUUGCCCUUAAUGGAUCCUUGGUGGGUUACUUUCAAGGUAGAAAAGGCCUUCAGCAAGGGGACCUCAUUUCCCCCUAUUUGUUUGUUCUAGCCAUGGAGGGUUUAUCUCUAUUGUUGGAGGAGAUUGCUAGCAACAACCCCUUGUUUGCUUUUCAUCCUAAGUGCAGCUCUAUUAAGCUCACUCAUUUGUGUUUUGCGGAUGACUUAUUAAUCUUCUUUGCUGCAUCUAUAAAUUCUGUUAAAGCUAUAAAAGGAGUUCUUGAUGAAUUUGAACUACUUUCGGGUUUAAAGGAAGGGACACAGCCUGUCCGAUAUCUAGGGGUUCCUUUAAUCACCAAAAGAAUGGCUACUGCAGAUUGUGACAUUUUGGUCUCCAAGAUUGCUGCUCAGAUAGAGUCUUGUUCUGGGACUUACUCAUGUGCAGCAGCUUGGGAGAAAUUGAGGGUGAAAAGGCCUGUUGUAGAAUGGUGGAAAAUUUUGGUCUUUUGUGACGCCAUUGUAACCAAGGAGAUAAUGUGCCGCUGGGGUUAUGCUAGAAGCACCAACUGCCUGUUUUGUCAUGGAUUCCAAGAGAGCCGAGAUCAUAUUUUCUUCCAAUGCAGCUUUAGUAGACGUAUAUGGAAGGCUAUUAUGGCUGAGUGCUCUUUUCCUAAUCCUCCUAUUGAUUGGGAAAGUGUAGCGGAAUGGAGUGUUGUUGUUUUGCAUGGAAAAGGAUUGAAAUUCAACCUUGGCAAGCUUUGUUUUGGAGCAUUUGUGUAUCAACUGUGGAAGCAGAGGAAUGCAUUUCUGCAUGGAAGAAUUCCUAAGUCUGAGGAGGCCAUCAUUAUGCAGAUUAAAUGGGAAGUGAAGUCUAGGACCCUUGCUAAGGCUAUGCUUCAGGGGAUGUAA